Molecule: messenger RNA, 2233 nt
Organism: Linum trigynum
Lineage: Eukaryota; Viridiplantae; Streptophyta; Magnoliopsida; Malpighiales; Linaceae
Source: the annotation of a GenBank genome assembly
GCCCAGGUUCUGUAGUUUCAAAGAAUCGCCCCGACACUUAACUCCUCUGUGCAUCUUUCCUUGACCUCAAACGAAGCCCUUCUUCCUUCCUUACUCCGCAGUCAUCGCCGUCGUCUCUAGGGGGAUUUUUCUACUCCGUUGCGCAAUCAACCGGCUGCUGCUUCGCCGUCGUCUAUUCGUUCCGCCGGCAGACUUCCCUUUGCCGAUAAAAGACCUCUCCCUAAAACCCUCCAAAAACCCCCACCAUGCCCAUUUCAUCUUCCGCGCAAUGAAGCGAUUCUUCAAAAUCUCGGAAUCCGAGCAGCUGCUCUCGCUCCACCACAAAUCCCUUGCCCAACCAACAUCAGCGCUAACUCCUUACUCCCUCGCCUUCACCAAAUCCCCCGCUUACCCCUCUGGCCGGAACACCGACGGCCCUUCCGCCGGGACAUCUCGCAGCGUUUAUGAGCUUUUCAUCGACAAAUUCUCUCUCGCGGUUGACAACAGAGGCAGGCAGAUCCUCGAGGAGAAAGUAUCCCGCUUGGCCGACACAUUGGUUCAGCAUGCCGACGACUUCGAUAAAGUCGUCGGGGUUUUGGAGGAGUCCGGCCGCUCCUUGCUCCGGAGGUAUAACGAUGGAUCCGCUUUCCUUGAGUUGUUGAAGAUUUUGGGUCGUUCCUCGCCACAAUUCGCUCUUGAGGUUUUCAACUGGAGAAGAGAAAAUGCGGACUGGGGCAUUCCCUUGACUUCUGAGGAGUAUGCCAGGGCUAUUGCACUUGCCGGUAGGGUAAAGGAUGUAUUGUUGGCAGCUGAGCUUUUCUACGAGGCUAGUAAUAGUCGCAUCAGGACAACUGCAAUAUAUAAUGCGCUGAUGAGUGUUUAUAUGAUCAAUGGUCUUGCUGAUAAGUGUCAAUUAUUGUUCGGGGAGUUGAAAAGGGAACCAAAUUGUGCGCCUUCAGUUGUAACAUAUAAUAUAUUAAUAUCGGUUUAUGGUCGAUUGUUACUGGUCGAUAAGAUGGAGGCUGCACUCCAGGAGGCAAAGGAUUUGAAUUUAGCUCCUAAUGUGAGCACUUACAACAAUCUAAUUGCUGGUUAUUUGACUGCUUGGAGGUGGGAUAGCAUGGAGAAAAUUUACCAAAGGAUGAAGUCGGAUUCCAUCCAGCCUGAUGUUCAGACCUGGUUACUAAUGCUUCGAGGCUAUGCACAUUCUGGGAAGUUGGAGCUAAUGGAGAGAACAUAUGAGUUGGUGAGAGAUCAUGUUGAUUUCAAGGAACGUCCUUUGAUCAGUGCUAUGAUAUGUGCUUAUUGCAAGAGUUCUGUUCCGGAUAAGCUGAGUAGAAUUGAGGCACUGGUUAGCCUUAUUCCGAAGGAGGAGUACAGGCCUUGGUUGAAUGUGUUGCUGAUUAAGGUCUAUGCACGAGAAGGUUGCUUGGAGAGGAUGGAAAAGUCUAUUAAUGAGGCGUUUGAACGCCAGACCAUUGUAACAGCUACUGGUGUGAUGCGGGCAAUAACUGGGGGUUAUUUCAAAUAUGAUGCUGUUGAUAGACUUGCUAACUUCAUCAAACGUGCAGAAACAGCUGGGUGGAGAAUGUGUCGGACUUUGUUUCAUGGCAAAAUGGUCCUGUAUGGAUCAGAGAAUCGAUUGAAGGAGAUGGAGAAUGUGCUUUCUGAGAUGGAUAAUGUCAACUUGGACUGCACGAAGAAAACAUUUUACAUAUUGUACCGCUCCUAUUCAUUGUGGGAUCAAAGGGAUCUUGCCAAAAAGAUCAUAGGAUUGCUUUACAAGCGUGGACACGGGAUUCCUGCUGACGCUUCUUUGUCAUAGACUUGAACACAUCAAUGGAUUUCCUUCUGGGUUAUGUGCAUCUCGAUUUGUGGAGGGGACUUUCCAACUGAUUCUCCCCAUACACAGUGUGAUGGGAUCAACGAUCUGAGUUGAAGGUACAUUUCACUUGCUUCUUGAGGAGUUAUAGUCACUGUCUUGUAUGCUUGGCAGUUGGGAUGCUAAUUGACUAUGUAUCUGAUUUUUUCCACCGCUAUACCACUCGUGUCUAAAGUCAACAUUUCCAGGGGUGUCAGGGAGUCCUUUCUUCGAUUAAUGAGCAGUUUUGCCAGGAUCUUGACAUUAUUAGUUUCCUUUUUCUUCCUUUUGUCCGUAAAUUUCUUCUAUGAGGAAGUAUGUUUCUUUGUGAAUAGUUUUAACUCCUAUCAAGGAGUUCCGCUGUGACAUAUAGAAUACACGAUUUAUUGCCUC